UUUUAGAGUAUGUCAUCGCCUCGUUUGCCAUCAGACUGUACGAUGCAGGGGCCAUCAUGGGAUGAAUUUGAUCGUUCAGAAGAGCUAGAUUAUAACAGUAGUUCAGAUCAUGAAACUGAUGAACAAGAUUGUCGUUCGAGGAACUUUGAUCUUAUUGCGCCACCAGGAUUUUAUGCAACAGCAAGACAAAUUCAAGUGAAUAUGGAUGAAGUACGUCUUACUAAGAGCAGUAACUCACUAUCAUAUCUCGAUCAGUUACCAAACAGUGUGAGCGAACUUGGCAACACAUCAUCCUCUAAUCAACAACUAUACGGACCUUCUUUACCUCCUGGACUUACGAAUAGCAGCGAAGAAGACGAUCCAGAAGAUCCUGGAGAUCCAGAAGACCCCGAUGAAGGCGAUUCUCAGUCUGCAAUGCCAAAUAUGUGCUCCUUUCUGCAAUUUUCAAUGUCAAACAGUAUUCCGUCUUCAUCCUCUCAAUCUUCGUCUUUUGGUCCAACCGUGCUAAACUCAUCGGAAAUAUUCGCACCUUCACUUCCCGAAGAAGAAACAAAACGUUCGCGAGAAAAUUUUUUAUUGCCUCCUCCGGAACCUGGAGAAACUCAUUCUUCAAGUGUAGACUACCCGUCGAAAAGAGUAAUUGGUCCGUCAAUGCCAGAUCUGCUUCCAACAGUUGCCAAUUUAGGAAAUGAAGAUGAAGAGGACAGCAGCGAUAUUUACGGUCCAGCAGUACCUUAUGAUUUGCAAAAUAAACCGUCAACAUCCGCUGGAAAAGACUUUGAUGUUGAAGUACCCACUGAUGAUGAAACUUGCGGUCACGAUAAUGAUGGUGAUAGCAAUGGCGUUUUUGGUCCAAUUCCUCCUUGGGAACAAAAAAGAAAUGCAGACGAUGAAUAUGCAGAGAGAUUAGUGCGUCUGGAAAUGAUGCAAGCGAUCAAGAGGUCUGCAUGCAAACGACCAGAAUGGAUGACACAACCACCGAAGUCUUUUGGUUCUUACGGUUUAUCGACCAAAACAUUUUCACUAAAGAAAGACUUGGCUGCAGUCGAAAAAGCAAAACUUGAUUGGACUGAAACUCCAAUAGAAAGGAAAAAGCGAUUGGAACGAAGUGGUCCAUCUGAUGCUGGACCGAGUGGGUUAUCUUUUGAAACACAAUGUAACAGAGAUGUUGAUGCCGGUCAGACUCAAGUUAUAGCAGCUUUGGAAAAAGGUGGUGUAGAGUCAUUGGUGGAUGUUCACCAAAGAAAGCGAAAAUAUGUGACCGAUGAGAAUGGGACAAUUGCAGCAACACGGCGGCCAUUUGACCGAAGUAAGGAUUUAGACAACCAUACUUUUGGACGAGCGGAAAAUUUGAAUGCAGAUGCGAUCAAGGAGCGCUGUGGGCAACUUAAUUCCCGCUUUGCUUCAUCCACUUCACAAAAAUUUCUUUGAAAAGAUGUACUAUUUUGUAGUUCAUUGCUAUAUGGUCCUUAUGUUUGUAAGGAAAACAUAGUCUUGCCUAUUAUGAUGGGAGUAUGAACAGGAUCUGCUGCUCACAGUGGCAUGUUUUUUGGUCUAAUAUUUCUUGAUGUGAAUACCUCAUUAUAUAAAGAUCACUCUAACGUUGUUUAUUUUUCUAGAAUUGUGUAUGUUUGACUUUUAACGAGGAAAGUUUAUUGUUAUAUUUCAGUUUGAAAGAGCAAUGUUGCC
Molecule: messenger RNA, 1689 nt
Organism: Loa loa (African eye worm)
Lineage: Eukaryota; Metazoa; Nematoda; Chromadorea; Rhabditida; Onchocercidae
Exons: 12
Coding region: 10-1431 (473 amino acids)
Source: RefSeq, a predicted model, not a curated record